Molecule: messenger RNA, 270 nt
Organism: Caenorhabditis angaria
Lineage: Eukaryota; Metazoa; Nematoda; Chromadorea; Rhabditida; Rhabditidae
Source: the annotation of a GenBank genome assembly
AUGAAUGAUACAAGCGAUCAAGAUAUUAUUGUUGAAUACUUUGGACACUAUCCAUACAGGAUAAGUAUGGCAUUUGUAAUACCAUACUCUAUGCUUUUCUAUACAGCACCAAACGAUGAAAAACAAACAAUAAUUUAUCCAUUACAGAAGCAGUGUUUCUAUUCGCUGACUUUGUAUACUUUAUCUUUAGUUGCUGCAAUUCUACUUGGUCUAUCUUAUUCUAAAAACACGAAUUAUUCCUACCUUUUGUGGCUCAUUAUUGUAAUGUAA